Molecule: messenger RNA, 4639 nt
Organism: Nicotiana attenuata
Lineage: Eukaryota; Viridiplantae; Streptophyta; Magnoliopsida; Solanales; Solanaceae
Product: DEAD-box ATP-dependent RNA helicase 42-like
Exons: 2
Coding region: 281-3667 (1128 amino acids)
Biological process (GO): mRNA splicing, via spliceosome
Cellular component (GO): nucleus
Molecular function (GO): ATP binding; nucleic acid binding; RNA helicase activity
Source: RefSeq, a predicted model, not a curated record
UAAAUAAAUAAGAAAUCAUAAAACUCGACUCAACUAUAAGCAGAAAGCCAGUGCGAGAAAAAAAGAGAGGCAAAAGCUAGGGUUUGGGAAUUUCUCUUCUUCCCUACGAGCUUUGCAUAUAUAUAUUUCUCGAAUCGAAGAUAAUUAGGGAUUUUGCCGGAAAUAAUUGGGGAUUUGCCGAGAUAAUUAGGGAUUUUACCGGAGAUAAUCGAAGUUACUGUAUCCCCGUUGCCUCCGGUGUGGUGUGUGUUGCUUUUUCCUUCUGAUUGACUAUCUUCUAAUGGAAGAGAAGCACAAGUCGAAGAGAGAGGAGGAAUCGAAGAAGCGUCACCGUGAUAAGGAGGAUCGAGGAGAUCGUGACAAGCAUAGGGACAGAGACCACCAUCGUUCCUCAUCCGAUAAGAAGGAUCGAGAGAAAAGCAGCCGCUAUGAUAGAGAGAAAAGCGCCGAUGAAAAGUACGGCGAGAGGGAUAGGGAUAGAGAUAGAGAUAGGGCAAAGCACAAGGAUAGACACAAGGAUAAGGAGCGUGAAAAAAGCAAGGGCCGUGAUGAUAAUGACGAUGAAAGACCUAGUAGAGAUAAAGUUAAAGAGCGAGAAAAAAAGGAUAAGGAAGAUCGUGAAAACAGAGAGAGGGAGAGGGAGAGGGAUAAAGAGAAAGAGAGGGAGAAGAAGAGAGAUCGAGAGAGGAGGGAGAAAGAGAAAGAGAGAGAAAAGGAGAGGAGAGAAAGAGAGAGAGAAAAGGAGCGGAACAGGGAGAAGGAUAGACACCGCGAAGUAGAAAAUGGUAGCGAUGAUGAAGUUGAUGCCAAGGAUCGAGAUAGAAAGAGGCGAAAGAGAAAUGAUGAUGAUCAUAAGGAGAGGGAGAGGGAUCGUGAAAGGAGUAGCAAAUCCAACAACAAGCUCAGGGAAGAUAGCACUGAUGAAGUAUUAGCAGAAGAAAAGAAUGAGAAGAGCCGAGAAGAGGAUUUUGCUGAGGAGCAAAGGAAAUUAGAGGAUGAGAUGGAGAAGCGAAGGAGGAGAGUUCAAGAAUGGCAAGAGCUAAAGAGAAAAAAAGAGGAAUCCGAACGGGAGCAGCUUGGUGUUGCUGCAGGUGCUGAAGAAGAACCUAAAUUGGGCAAAACUUGGACUUUGGAAGGAGAAUCUGACGAUGAAGAUGCUGAGGGGAAACAUGGCAUGGAUAUUGAUGUGGAUGAUAAUGGCAAGGCGAUGGAUGAUGAUUAUGGUGCGGACAAGGCGGUUAGUUCCCCUGUAAUUCAGAAUGGCAAUGAUGAGUUAAUGGGGGACGACUAUGACAUUGACCCGUUGGAUGCUUUUAUGAACUCUAUGGUUUUGCCUGAAGUUGAGAAGCUUAACAAUGCCGUAGUCAAUAAUCUUGAUGGUGAAAAUUCUAAAAAUGGUACUGGUAAAGGCAAAGAAGAACAACAGCCUAAGAAGAUGAGUGUGAAGAAGACUAUGGGAAGAAUUAUUCCUGGUGAAGAUUCGGAUUCGGAUUAUGGGAACGUUGAGAAUGAAGGUGAUGAUCCUUUGGAGGAAGAGGAUGAUGAAGAGUUUAUGAAACGAGUGAAGAAAACCAAGGCCGAGAAACUAUCAAUAGUCGAUCAUUCGAAAAUUGACUAUCCUCCUUUCAGAAAGAAUUUUUACAUAGAAGUUAAGGAGAUUUCAAGAAUGAGUGCUGAAGAGGUUUCUGCUUACAGGAAACAACUGGAAUUGAAGAUCCAUGGAAAGGAUGUUCCUAAACCGAUCAGAACGUGGCACCAGACGGGACUGUCCUCCAAGAUGCUAGACACUAUAAAGAAACUGAAUUAUGAGAAGCCUAUGUCUAUUCAGGCUCAGGCUCUGCCAGUAAUUAUGAGUGGCCGAGAUUGCAUUGGGAUUGCUAAGACGGGUUCUGGUAAAACUCUGGCAUUUGUAUUACCAAUGCUGAGACAUAUUAAGGACCAGCCUCCUCUGAUGUCUGGGGAUGGUCCUAUUGGGCUGAUAAUGGCCCCUACGAGAGAGCUUGUGCAGCAAAUUCACAGUGAUAUUAAGAAGUUCACUAAGGCAAUGGGUCUUGUUUGUGUACCCGUAUAUGGAGGCUCUGGGGUUGCUCAGCAAAUUAGUGAAUUGAAGCGAGGAGCUGAAAUUGUUGUGUGUACUCCGGGCAGGAUGAUUGAUAUACUUUGUACAAGUGGUGGAAAGAUUACGAAUCUGCGAAGAGUCACUUACUUGGUCAUGGAUGAAGCUGAUCGAAUGUUUGACAUGGGAUUUGAACCUCAGAUCACAAGAAUUGUCCAAAACACACGGCCUGACCGUCAAACAGUCCUGUUCUCUGCGACUUUUCCUCGCCAGGUUGAAAUAUUAGCUCGUAAAGUGUUGAACAAACCUGUUGAAAUACAGGUAGGUGGUAGGAGUGUUGUGAACAAGGAUAUAACACAACUGGUUGAGGUGAGGCCAGAAGGUGAAAGAUUCCUUCGGCUCCUUGAAUUACUUGGUGAAUGGUAUGAAAAAGGAAAAAUUUUGAUCUUUGUUCACACACAGGAGAAAUGUGAUGCUUUAUUUAGAGAUUUGCUCAAGCAUGGUUAUCCCUGCCUCUCCCUUCAUGGGGCAAAGGAUCAGACUGAUCGCGAGUCCACCAUAUCCGACUUUAAAAGUAAUGUGUGUAAUUUGUUGAUUGCUACUAGUAUAGCGGCCAGGGGCUUAGAUGUCAAGGAGCUUGAACUGGUAAUCAAUUAUGAUGUUCCGAACCAUUAUGAGGACUAUGUUCAUCGUGUUGGUCGAACUGGUCGGGCUGGUAGGAAAGGUUGUGCCAUCACAUUCUUAUCUGAAGAUGAUGCAAGAUAUGCACCUGAUCUUUUGAAAGCUUUACAACUGUCAGAGCAAGUUGUUCCAGAUGACCUGAAAGCUCUCGCUGAUAGUUUCAUGGCGAAGGUGAAUCAGGGACUUGAGCAAGCACAUGGGACUGGUUAUGGUGGUAGUGGUUUUAAAUUUAAUGAAGAAGAGGAUGAAGUGAGAAGAGCAGCCAAAAAAGCACAGGCAAAAGAAUAUGGAUUCGAGGAAGAUAAAUCAGACUCGGAGGAUGAAGAUGAUGGAAUUAGAAAAGCAGGUGGCGACCUCUCUCAGCAGGCUGCCCUUGCUCAGGCUGCUGCUCUUGUUGCUGCUUCCAAAGCUCCAGUUUCAGCUGGUCAGCUUCUUCCCAAUGGUGGCUUGCCUGUUGCAUUGCCUGGUGUACUUGGUAUUAAUAUACCAGGUGCAACAGCAGCUGUUGCUGGAAAUGGACUGCCAAUUGGCUCUAAUGAUGUGACAGCCAGAGCAACAGCAUUGGCAGCUGCCUUGAACUUGCAGCACAACUUAGCGAAGAUUCAGGCCGAUGCAAUGCCUGAACAUUAUGAAGCGGAAUUAGAGAUAAAUGAUUUCCCUCAAAAUGCUCGCUGGAAGGUGACACACAAGGAGACUUUGGGUCCUAUUUCUGAAUGGACGGGAGCUGCUAUCACCACUCGAGGACAGUAUGUUCCACCUGGCAAGGCACCAGGGCUUCUGGACAGGAAGCUGUACUUGUUCAUUGAGGGGCCCACGGAACAAUCUGUCAAGAGAGCAAAAGCAGAACUGAAACGUGUUUUGGAGGACAUUACCAUGCAAGCAUCAUCUCUUCCUGGUUCUGCUCAGCCAGGCAGAUACUCAGUUGUAUAAGAAUGAAUGUCCUUGCCAUUUUUGUAAUGCUUCAUUUCUGACUGUUACAUAUUCCAGGCCAAUUAUUUCUUAAGUUUUGUUGCUUGUUCGAGAUGACGUUGCUUGUAAUGAUCUAUACAGGUUUAACAGGAUACAUGAUUAUUCUCCCUGUUAUUCUAAGUAUUAGCUUCUGAAAGAAAAAGCUCGACUCGACUCAAGGGUACUGAUAGCACUGGCCUGCCCGAUUUGAUUAGUCCGGCUUUGGCUAAGCCCUUGUUUGAAACAAAACUUGGGUUUUUCUUCUUCGCAUCACAUUCUCUCUGUUUCUUACUUCACUCUUUUCUUUCGUGAUUCCAUUGUUUGCUAUAUGAUUAUAUAAACUGUUAUUAUGAACUUGAAUUGCAACAGCCGCAGGGAGAUUACAUAGAGUUGCACAGGAAGAGAAAUGGGUAUCACUGAUAACUUUGAGCAUAAAUGCAACAAGGAGGAUCACAAGUGCUCGCGGACUACCUAAAAGGUAAAUGUGAGUGAGCUUGGUCUUGUCACCCCUGCUGGAAAAUUUGUAUGGGGUAAGGUGUGCUUUCGGUGCUUGUUACUCCUUCGUCUCUCUAGAUUUUUCUUUUAGUUGCUGCUAUGUUGUUUGGAUCCUCGAAAAUGUGGCUGAAUUUGACAUGGAUCACAAAAGGACAUUUUUGGAGGAUCCAAGCAAACAUAGGUUGCUGAUGAUUCAUUUCUCAGAUGGUGAAUGCAGGGAAACACAGCCCAAUUGACUAAUAAUCCUGAAAAUGAUGGUUCUAUCAAUGCAGUUUGCCUUGUAUAGUAGUUGAGUAUAGAGGAGAAAGGGGUCAAUUUUGUGUUGUAGAUUUGCAUAACUGAUCUAUUAGUCUCAUCAGAAUUUUCUGAUGCUGGUUUUGUAGUGAUGUAGAACACCUAAUGGAGAGGGAAAAAGGAAGUAUGAAGCAACACUUGAAAUCUAUCAUUCACUUAGUGGUG